This is a messenger RNA of Prosopis cineraria, 2982 nucleotides long. RefSeq lists its product as uncharacterized. The transcript has 5 exons. Lineage: Eukaryota; Viridiplantae; Streptophyta; Magnoliopsida; Fabales; Fabaceae. Gene Ontology annotation, biological process: DNA integration. Gene Ontology annotation, molecular function: nucleic acid binding; zinc ion binding. The record is from RefSeq and is a predicted model, not a curated record. The annotation marks the transcript as partial.
AUGGUGUUACAAACUUUGAAAGUGAAGAAGCUUUAUGCGAAGCUGAGUAAAUGUGAGUUUUGGUUGCUUGAAGUGAAGUUUUUAAGCUAUGUAGUAUUAGCCAGUGGUAUUGCUGUUGAUCCUCAUAAGGUGGAUGCGUCAAGGAAGGUAAAAACUGCUUCUUUGAAUUUCACUGACUAUGCUGUUUAUUGGUGGCAAGAUUUACAGUACAAAAGAAGCCAACUUGGAAAAAAGCCCAUUAAAACGUGGGAGAAGCUUAAAAGGUACUUGAGAAAGGCUUAUGUCCCCAGCUACUACUAUACAGAGCUGAAUAGAAAAUUGAGAAUGUUUUCUCAAGGAUCUAUGACAGUGGAGGAGUAUGUGCACGAGUUGAAUAUCUUGAAGUUUCGUGCAAACAUUCAAGAAAAUGAACGUGAAGCAAUGUCAAGAAUUAUGGAUGGCUUGAGGCCAGAGUUGAGAGAUAAGCUUGACUUGUACACUUUUGUGGACAAGGAAGAGCUCAUACACAAGGCUAUAAAGUUGGAGCAGAGAAAUAAGAACAAACGUUCCAAGUCCUCUUGGAAAGACUCCAAGACAACUCCUAAAUGGAAGGAUUCCAAAGCCAAAGAUACAUCCCAGGCCAAGGAAGAAAUAAAGACCAAGUAUGAGGGUAAAACUUCUAACCCUAAACCUUCUUCUUAUUCAUCUAACACUUCUCCUAUUAAGUGUUUCAAAUGUCAUGGUGUGGGCCACAUGGCGAGAGAUUGUAGCAAUAAAAGGGUUAUGAUCUUGAGAGAUGAUGGUGGCUAUGAUAGUGUGCAUGAAAGUGAUAAAGAUGAUGCUGAUAAUGUUGAUGAUGAUUCUACCUCCCAUGAAUCAAAUGAUGAGCUUGAAUGCAAUGGUGUAGUUGACUCUAUCUUGGUGGCAAGAAGAGCUCUCAAUAUUCAACCAAAGGAGGAUGAUGAACAUGAGCAACGCGAGCAUAUUUUUCACACUAGAUGCUUCAUCAAAGAGAAAGUGUGUAGCAUGGUAAUUGAUGGUGGUAGUUGCACUAACGUCGCUAGCACUUUACUUGUAGAUAAAUUAUCUUUACCUUUAAUUCCACACCCUAAGCCCUACAAAUUGCAAUGGUUGAAUGAUUCUGCUGAAAUUAGGGUUUCUAAGCAAGUGUUGAUUACUUUCUCUGUUGGAGUUUAUACUUGUGAUGUAUUAUGUGAUGUAGCCCCUAUGCUUGCUGGACACUUGUUAUUAGGUAGGCCUUGGCAGUUUGAUAGUAAGGAUUAUAGAGAUCUAUUCCCUGAUGAAAUUCCUGAUGGACUUCCUCCCUUAAGAGGAAUUGAGCAUAGGAUAGAUUUCUUGCCUGGAGCUGCUAUUCCAAACAAGCCUGCUUAUAGGGCUAACCCUGAAGAGACUAAGGAGAUCCAGCGCCAAGUAGAGGAAUUGAUGAUGAAAGGCUUUGUGCGUGAGAGCCUUAGCCCUUGUGCUGUCCCUGUUAUCUUGGUGCCAAAAAAAGAUGGAUCUUGGAGAUUUGUUGUUGGAUCACAGGGAAUUCGUGUAGAUGAGGAGAAAGUUAAGGCUAUUCGUGAAUGGCCAACCCCUAAGAAUGCAAGUGAAGUGAGAAGCUUCCAUGGCUUAGCAAGCUUCUAUAGGAGAUUUGUUAGGGAUUUCUCUAGCAUUGCUGCCCCUCUUAAUGAACUUGUUAAGAAGAAUGCGACCUUUAAAUGGGAUAAAACACAAGAAAGGGCCUUCCAAACCCUAAAGGAUAAAUUGACUAAUGCCCCUUUACUUGUUUUGCCUAAUUUCUCUAAAGCAUUUGAAAUUCAAUGUGAUGCUUCUGGUAUUGGUAUAGGUGCUGUUUUAAUGCAGGAUUCUAAGCCCAUAGCUUACUUCAGUGAAAAGCUUCACGGCGCAGCUUUGAAUUAUUCCACCUAUGACAAAGAGCUUUAUGCUCUAAAGAGGGCCUUAGAAACAUGGCAACAUUAUUUGUGGCCCAAGGAAUUCAUCAUUCAUUCUGAUCAUGAAAGUUUAAAGUUUCUCAAGUCUCAAGGUAAGUUAAACAAGAGACAUGCUCGCUGGAUGGAAUUUAUUGAAACCUUUCCUUAUGUGAUUAAGCAUAAGCAAGGUAAAGAAAAUAUCGUUAAUAAAUUAUGCAUUCCUAUUUGUUCUAUGCGUGAGUUGCUUACUAAGGAAGCACAUAGUGGUGGUUUGAUGGGACACUUUGGUGUAGAUAAAACUUUGGCUAUUUUGUCUGAUCAUUUCUUUUGGCCUCACAUGCGGAAAGAUGUCAUAUCUGUUUGUGAUAAAUGCAUUAAAUGUAGACAGGCAAAAUCUAAGAUCCAACCUCAUGGACUUUACUCUCCUUUACCCGUCCCCUCUCACCCUUGGGAACAUAUCUCUAUGGAUUUUGUAAUUGGAUUGCCUAAAUCUUCUGCAGGCAAAGAUUCCAUAUUUGUUGUUGUUGAUAGGUUCUCUAAGAUGGCACACUUUAUUGCUUGUGCUAAGACUAAUGAUGCUGUUAACAUUGCUGACUUAUUCUUUAAAGAGAUUGUUCGUUUGCAUGGUUUACCUAAGACUAUUGUGAGUGACAGAGAUGUGAAGUUUCUUAGUCAUUUCUGGCGUACCCUAUGGCAUAAAUUAGGGACUAAGUUACUUUUUUCCACUACUGCCCAUCCACAAACUGAUGGUCAAACUGAGGUAGUUAACAGAACUAUGACUACAUUAUUAAGAGCAAUAAUUCAGAAGAAUUUGAAGAAUUGGGUGAAUUGUUUACCUCAUAUUGAAUUUGCUUACAACAGGGCUGUUCAUUCUUCUACUUCUUAUUCUCCAUUUGAAAUUGUUUAUGGUUUCAAUCCAUUAUCUCCUAUUGAUAUUUUACCUUUGCCUUUCUCUGAGCAUGCUAACACUGAUGGCAAGGAAAAAGCUAAGUUUGUGCAGGACUUACAUGCUAAGGUUAAAGCAAAUAUAGAGCGAAAGAAUGAGCAAUAUGCCAAGCAAGCUAAUAAA